AUGAAAUGCAAAGAAGUUAUGACACAUAUUCUUUUCGAUAAAAUGCCUAGUUGGAUAAAAUAUCAUAAUGAGAAAGAUAAUCGAAUCGUUCGAAAGAAAUUAACACAUCGUUCAAUAAGAAAUAUAACAAAAAGUACAAACGAUUUGAAUAGUAAUUGUGAAUGGUAUGAUUCUUCAAUAGUAGAAAAUAAUAUGAUAUCAAAAGAAAAUAUACAAUUUAUUGGACAAAUCGGUGAAGGAAAAUUUAGUACAGUUUUUAAAGGUUAUUAUCGAACAAAACAAAAUGAAAUAUUAACUGUUGCUAUUAAAAAAUUUCAUCAUGAAUUUAAUUAUGAUAAUAUAUCAAAAGAAAUAUGUGAUUUUCAAGAUGUAAAACAUCCACAUAUCAUUCAAUUUUUUGGUAUUAUUAUUGAUACUAAUAAUUCAAUUAUGUUUAUAAGUGAAUAUGUACAUGCAAAAUCACUUUAUGAAUGUUUAAUAUCAACAAAUGCAAAAUAUGAAUAUUCAAUAGAAAUUUUACUUGAAUAUUUAAAACAAAUAACAUCAGCAAUGAGUUAUUUAGAAAAAAAAUCUUUAAUUCAUCAAAAUUUAUCUUGUCGAAAUUAUCUUGUUUUUAAUAAAACACUUAUUAAACUUUCGGAUUUAGCUUGUUGGAAUUGGAAUCUAUUAUGGAAAGAUAGAUUAAAAAUAUCAAUAGCAUGGAUGAGUCCUGAAGCAAUACAUUGUCAUUGUUUUACAACAGCUUCAGAUAUUUUUGCAUUUGGUGUUUCAAUGUGGGAAUGUUUUAGUUAUGGACAAAUACCAUGGCAAGGACUAACAAAUGAUGAAAUUGCCAAUGCUAUCAAUGCACCCAAUCAUCAACGAUUAUCAAGGCCAUCUUAUGCUACAUCCGAAUUGUAUGAAAUAAUGCUUCAUUGUUGGAAAUAUGAACCAUGUGAACGUCCAACAUUUUCUCAAUUAGAAAAAACAUUACGAGAAAUUGAAUUCAAACAAGUACGAUGGAAAGAAAAUAAUAAUAAAUCAAUAAAUUUACCUGAUGGUUUUCUUUCAAUUGAAUCCUGUAGACGUGGACCAUUAACAAUUCUCGAUCGAUGUCUUCACAUUCCCGACACAUCGUCAUCAAUUAAUAAUUUUCUUCAGUGUGUCACCAUCGAUGGACAAAUCGGUUUUGUUUAUAAUAGUGAUGUUGAACCAUUACAUGUAAUAUCUAUAGCUAAGCAAACUAUUACUACUCCGUCGAAUUCCACAUCAUCAACAAUGAAUUAUAUAUUUCAUCGAAAGAUAGGCAUAAAGAGAAAUGCAACAAAAACAAAAUUCAAACCAGUCUCAAAAGAUAUGAUCAGUUCACCUCAAUCCGAUUUAAUUCAUACAUGUCAUAUUGGAGUAACAGAUCAAACAUAUAAUGAUAUGACUUGUCUUACUAAUGUAAUGAUUGAACCAAUAUGUACACAAUCAGCUAUCAUGUCUAUUGAACAAGAAUUAAAUAAUAAACAAAGUUCAUCUUUACUUGAUGAAGUUAUGCAAGCAUUUACAGAAAUUUAUUCUGAAACAGAAUCAACAUGUUUAUCAGAUGAUAAUUUACCAAAUAGAUCAUCACCACAAUCUCCUAAAAUAAAUUGUCAAUCAUCAUCUAUGAAUAUAAAUCAAUAUCCAACAGUUAACAUGACAGAUUCACCAUUACUUACUUGUUUCAUAUCUCAAUUAAAAAUAAAUAAAUCAAAUGAAUUUAAAGAACAUUCACGAAAUAAUGAACUCAAUGAACAAGGAAAAAAUAUAUAUAAUUCAUUAUGUUCAUCAUCAUCAUCAUCAUCAUCAUCAUCAUAUAAUCAAGAAAAAUCUGAUUCUCAUUCACAUUAUUCAUCAUUAUCAACAGAUAAUGAUGAUAAUCAUUCAAUAAUAAGUUUAAAUUCAAGAUCAUCAUCAAUAAAUAAAAAUAAACAACAACAUUCAAUAACAGGACAACCUUUACCACCACCACCAGAUUUAUCAAGUUUAGGAAGUAAAUUAACAAUUGCAACAAUGAAACAUAUUAUUGAAUUACCACCAUCAUUAACAUCAAAUAAAUAUCGAAGAAAAAAUAUUUGCCCAUGUUCUGAUUCAAUAGACAUAUGUCUCUGUUGUAUUCCACUCGAUUUACUCUGCUGCUGUUUACCUUGUUGUCGACCACGUGAACGAGUCGUCUAUGUGCCUACAGCUCAACCCAUGUAUACACCACAAGGUUAUCCUUAUGUUGUAAGAGAGCCUAACGCGCGUUAUUAA
This is a messenger RNA of Rotaria sp. Silwood1, 2259 nucleotides long. The record is from the annotation of a GenBank genome assembly. Lineage: Eukaryota; Metazoa; Rotifera; Eurotatoria; Philodinida; Philodinidae.